Lolium rigidum is the source of this 1371-nucleotide messenger RNA. RefSeq lists its product as uncharacterized. The transcript has 3 exons. NCBI's taxonomy places the organism in Eukaryota, Viridiplantae, Streptophyta, Magnoliopsida, Poales, Poaceae. The record is from RefSeq and is a predicted model, not a curated record. The coding region runs from base 1 to 603 and encodes 200 amino acids.
AUGUCCCAGUAUUGUUUGCUCUUAUUCAAAAUCACAUGGGAUAACUCUACAUCUUUCCAGCUAUUUGUUCUUCUCCUGUUCAGGCAUCAGAAGCUCAACAUGCAAGGAGGUUGUCCUGUUGGCCAGUGGUGGAAAUGGCAAUAUGUACUUUUACUGUUCUUAGGGGAAAGCAUCAGAUCAUUUUUUCCUGUGGCAUUGGCAUCUUUUGGGUUGUUACUGAAGGAUAUGGAAGACACAUUGUGUUUCCACCGUAAACAUCUUAACCACUGCCGAUCGACAUGGAAGAACCGAACGUGGCGAGCUACACGUCUGCUCCUUCACGAUCCAGGAUGUAGGCGGCCCAGUGGAGAGGCGAUGAGCAAAGGGGAGAUAGAUGGAAAUGUAAGGUGGGAGGAAACCUUCUCCGCUAUGUCAACCGAGCCUCGGGAGCGAAGCUCGGAUGGACUAAACGCAUCACCAGGCAGCAUCCCAUUACAGGCUAUUUGCAUUUCUGGACAGUACAGAACAAGGUAUGGUUCUGCAAUGACUACUGAUCGACACAGCCUGUCACUUCCAUCAAAGCUCUCCUUGGUACUGCAGAGUAUUCAAGUCAAUGAGCAUUAGGUUUGCAUGCCGUAAUGUUGGCUGCACAACACGGGCAGCUCUGGUUUUGGCCUUCUUGAUGCCUGCACAGCAGUGCACAGGCAUAACCCUGUCUUCCCACUUGGGCAAGACAGUUGCUGCAGGGCCAUUGGACUCAAGGCGCCAAUGCCACUGCCCAACUCAACACUUGUUCAACCAAACAAUCAAAAAUAACUCUUAAUAGUACUGGGUUAUCUAUGACUUGAGACAAAACUACCAAAAGUUCUAUGCUUCAAGGUCUUAACAGCUGCUGUCACGGUUCUUUGCUCCAUCAAGAAAUCCUUCACCUGGCCUGCCCUCAGACAGCAUUCUGGCUUCCUUGCAACUGACCCUCGGAAGCCAAGCUCGGUCAGCUUCUUGAUCAUGUCUUCUCCCUUAACCAUCUUCUAGAGUCCAGCAUCUUCAAAUUGCUUGAUCACCUUUUUUUUUUAAACAAAUGGAUCUCUCUUGCUCUCUCUCCAACCAUUGCUACAAAUAUUAAGAACACACAAUCAAUAUGUAUGUUGCAACAAUUAAUUAAAGCAACAAUGUGGCCAUGUUAAUGACACACUCUUGUGAAUAUAUGGAUGGAUGUAAAAUUCCAUUUGAGAUAGGAGCCACAUUUGUCCAAAUAAUAGAAGAUUCCAUGCUUGGAAGAAGAAUAAACAACUUAUUCAAGCUAUUCAGCAUGUCCAAUUUUUCACUUUCAGUUCACAUACCAUUUCAGCUAAACCAUGGUUUUAAAAACCAACAGCAUAAUAUAGCAUUCAU